AAUCGCACACAGAGAAGCAGGAGAGUCCCACCAUGCGUCUGACGUCACACGUCCCCCGUGCUGGCUGGAAGCCCCACCUUUUGUGUUUCCCGCACCGUCAAUCAAAAUAGGAAAAAAAAAACGCGCCUGCUUCUCUCCGUCCGCAGCCCGCCUGUGAUUAUUAUACAAUAAGCAUGUUACGCGACUAAAUAAACCGACCGCGGCCCGCAGCCCCUGUCCGGGGGUUCUUCAUUUAUUUUGAGGACCGUUUGUUGUUUUUUUUUUUCUGUAAUCCUGCCACAAACACAAUGACCGCUCCUGAGCAGCCUGUCAAGAGAGAGGAAAUGGCGGCCAUGGAGAUAGACGGUCAGAACGAGUAUCUACAGCACGGCAACAGCAGCGACGAGAGCGACCAAGGAGGAGGCGGCGGGCAGACAGAGGAAUUAUCAACUGUCCAGCUCACAGGAGGGCCAAAUAGAUGGGAAGUAUUAACCCCAGCCCAAGCUGCUUUAAAGGAUGAAGGUGGUAACAUAGUGCAGCUUCCAGGUGGUGCCACAGUAACGUCAAGUGGACAGUAUGUCCUUCCCAUUCAGACCCUGCAAAAUCAGCAUCUGUUUUCUGUAGCACAAGGAUCAGAAGGUGCUAAUGGUACUUUGUCCAAUGUACAAUAUCAAGUCAUCCCACAGCUCCAGACAAGUGAUGGUCAACAAGUUCAGCUUGGCUUUACCACAUCCGACAAUGGCGGUCUAGAUCAAGAAAGUGGCCAGAUUCAAAUAAUCCCCGGAAACCAUUCAGCCGGUCUUUUGUCAUCAGGUUCAAAUAUAUUAACACAAGCUGGUCAGAUUCAAGGAGUUACUAUUGGGGGUGGUUCUUAUGGUGGCCAACAGGUUGUCACUAAUGUCCCCAUAGGGCUUCCUGGCAACAUCACUUUUGUUCCCAUUAAUAGUGUUGACUUGGAUUCAUUGGGUUUGUCUGGCAGUUCUGAAGCCAUGACAGCAGGUAUUACUGCAGAUGGACACUUGAUAAGUGCAGGGCAAGCCAUAGACAGUUCUGAUACACCUGAAAGGACUGCCGAACACGAGCAUGUUUCUCCCGAAGCUGGUGAUAACUCAGAAAAUGACAUGUUUGUGCCAACCUCUUCUUCAUCUCAGCUUCCGGUUACUAUAGACAGUGCUGGAAUGCUGCAUCAAAGUGCAAACAGUAUGACUGGCAGCCCAAGUGGGCAGGUGCAUGCGACUGAUCUUCAGGGAAAUUAUAUCCAGGCUUCGCUAACUGAUGAGUCGCAGAACAUUCAGGUCUCAACAUCACAACCAAUGGUACAGCAACUACAGCUCCAAGACAGCCAGCAGCCCACCAGUCAAGCCCAGCUUGUGCAAAGUAUUGCGCAACAAGCAAUCCAAGCUGUUCAGGCCGGAAGUCAGACCAUAUCUUCACAAGCCUUGCAGAAUCUUCAAUUGCAACUUAACCCUGGAACUUUCUUAAUUCAGGCACAGACAGUGACUCCUUCUGGGCAGAUUGCCUGGCAGACAUUUCAAGUUCAAGGUGUACAGAACUUGCAGAAUUUACAGAUUCAGAAUUCCUCUCCUCAACAAAUCACAUUGACACCCGUGCAGACUCUCACACUGGGGCAAGUUGGAGGAGCAGGAACCCCAGUUAGUUUAAGCACUGGUCAGCUCCCAAACCUACAGACUGUUACCGUAAACUCUGUGGAUGCAGCAGGCAUCCAUUUGCAGCAUGGAGAUAAUUCUGACAGCCCUGGCGGCAUACGAAUUAAGGAGGAAGAGCCUGAUCCAGAGGAAUGGCAACUUACUGGGGAGACUACUGUCAACACAAAUGAUUUAACUCACCUGAGAGUUCAAGUUGUGGAUGAUGAGCUGGACCAACCAAAUCAAGAGGGAAAAAGACUGAGGAGAGUAGCUUGUACAUGCCCCAACUGCAAAGAUGGGGCUGGGAGGGGUACAAAUCUUGGAAAGAAAAAGCAACACAUCUGUCACAUCCCAGGGUGUGGUAAAGUUUACGGGAAGACUUCACACCUGAGAGCGCAUCUUCGCUGGCAUUCGGGAGAGCGUCCUUUUGUUUGUACUUGGAUGUUUUGCGGUAAGAGGUUUACUCGAAGUGAUGAACUACAGCGACAUCGAAGAACACAUACUGGUGAAAAGAAGUUUGUCUGUCCAGAGUGUUCAAAGAGAUUUAUGCGAAGUGACCACCUCGCCAAACACAUUAAAACCCAUCAAAAUAAAAAGGGCAUUCACACCAGCAGUGCUGUGCUGGCAUCGAUAGAAGCGAAGCCUGAAGAUACGUUGAUAACGGCCGAAGGAACAACCCUCAUCCUUGCAAAUAUUCAGCAAGGAUCUGUACCUGGCAUAGGAACUGUAAAUACUGGCACCAGCAAUCAAGAUCUCCUCUCUAACUCUGAGAUUCCCUUACAACUCGUCACAGUUUCUGGAAAUGAGACAAUGGAAUAAAGAUCACACAACACCUAUUAAUUGUGGUUAUUUUUAUACAGUAGUGGGAAAACAAAACCUUGUUCUUGAGUUCUUAGAUAUCUUUUUAUUGAUGUGCAAACUUUUUGGAUUGACAGUAACUUGGUUAUACAUGACACUGAAAUGCCUUACUUUGUAUGCUAUUCCAUAAGUAUGAUGAAAUGGUAAAAUUGCAUGGCUUUUGUAGGUACAUUUGGAAUCUAGAACUGAUGAAAUUUUACCAUGAUACAUACAAGUAUAAAUAAUGUUGACAGAUGGAAAUGGAAGUCUAACCAAACGCAUCAAUCCUGUGUGGUUUAGUGUAAAAAAAAAAAAAGAAAAAUUUAAAAAAAAUAAAAAAUGAAGAACAUGUUGGUAUUUAUCUAUUGUAAGAUAAAGUGGAUGGGUAAAAGAAAUUAUGUUAUGAUAAAUUUUUGUAAUUUUCUUGAUGACUGGAAUUUUUAUUAUGCAUAACUGACAAAUCAUGUUUCCCAGCAAAUAUUAUGUCGGUUCGGCUUUACCAUAACCCAUGUAACGAUUAACAGCAGAUUGUUUUAAUUAGGGGGUCUAUGUAAGCAAUUUUAAGCAUUUCUCUUGUAAAAUUCUACAACCAAGUUUUAACAUGGAGCUGUAGGCAGCGGCCACUGUCGAGUGUUGAAAAGCCAUGUGCAAGAUUUAAUUUGCCAAACCAAAUCUUGUUAAAAUUGUUUUGCGUAUUGAAAACAAUAUAUCCAAUGUUAAGAUUUUGUAGGUUGAAGCAUUUUUGAAUGGUUUAAAUAAAUGUUAUGAUUAAGCACCCACUUUAUUGAACACUGGUGGACCAAAAAUAGUGAACUGUUUUGUCAUUUAGCACAUAUUGAUUUCAAUCUUGUGUACUCAGACAUGAAACCCAUCGUUGUAAAUGAACUAGCAUAGCACAUGCAAACGUGAUCUAAAUCAUUUCCAUAGUGACAAUACAAGGCAUACAAGUCCGCGUCGUGGGAAUUGGGAAUUCAUACAAGGGUGUUUAUUUUAGGUUUUUUGUUUUUUUAAGAAAACAUUUAAUUUUUUUUUUUGUUCCCCCUCUCUCCCCAGCAUUUAAACAAUCCUUUUGCUUUAUUUUUUUUUUUUUGGCUUCUACCAUUAAAAGAAUUGUAUGUAUCGAAUACAUUUACCUGAUAAAUAUGUAUAUUUUUUUUUAUUAUUUUGCUGUAUUUUCGUUUUAUUUUUUAAUUGUUUAUAUUUUCAUCUAUAGAAAAGUGUAAAGAUACAAAGUUACAUUACAGGUAUGUAAGUCCUAUACCAUUUUGUAAGACGUAGUCAAAUAAAAAAAGAAUAAAAAUUGCAGCACCUAUGACAGUUCACAUAUAUACAGGCGUCAUCUGGGUCUUUGUUAUUCUUAUGACCACCUCAAAUUUAAAAGCUACCUUUAAAGUGUAUGUUUAAAGUGUAUUAUAACAGUGUGGUAGUUUAAUAAAACACUAUUUUCUUUCUUUUGA
Molecule: messenger RNA, 3919 nt
Organism: Spea bombifrons (plains spadefoot toad)
Lineage: Eukaryota; Metazoa; Chordata; Amphibia; Anura; Pelobatidae
Gene: SP3
Product: Sp3 transcription factor
Exons: 6
Coding region: 288-2444 (718 amino acids)
Biological process (GO): regulation of transcription by RNA polymerase II
Molecular function (GO): DNA-binding transcription factor activity, RNA polymerase II-specific; RNA polymerase II cis-regulatory region sequence-specific DNA binding
Source: RefSeq, a predicted model, not a curated record